AUGUCAAACAAGGCUUUUCGCGUUGCUAUGGAUGUCCUGCCUGCUCAAGCUUCAUUUGUGCCUUCCAAGCACAUAUUUUCAUCAAGCAAAGAGACCUGCACUCUAUGGUGCAGCAACCUAUCUCCGACCACACUCAAAGCACUACAAGUCAUCUGUGAAUGA
Molecule: messenger RNA, 162 nt
Organism: Suillus paluster
Lineage: Eukaryota; Fungi; Basidiomycota; Agaricomycetes; Boletales; Suillaceae
Exons: 1
Coding region: 1-162 (53 amino acids)
Source: RefSeq, a predicted model, not a curated record